Iphiclides podalirius (scarce swallowtail) is the source of this 1377-nucleotide messenger RNA. The record is from the annotation of a GenBank genome assembly. Lineage: Eukaryota; Metazoa; Arthropoda; Insecta; Lepidoptera; Papilionidae.
AUGGAUUCUUCUAAUUUAAAUCGGACACUAGUGAGUAUUUUAUUUCCCGGUAUAGUCAAAAAUGACGAGAAAGCUAUUCAAUGUUUGGGAGGUCCAAGAGGAAUAUCACAGGUUUAUUCUCAGCCUACAAAAAAACGUUUAGGCUUAAGCUAUCAACCUGACAAUCCAUUUGUAAAAAAAACCUUUGCUGAUUGCAAAAGCGCUUCUGGUAUAUUACUCAAGGUUAAAGUUAAAAAAUCUGAGAGAGAUGGCAAGGAGACACGACAAAUCAUUUCAACUUCUGUGGUUGGCUCCAUCAAAAUAAUGUACAAGUUUGAAGCAAUGUGUGAUUUUCAGUACCUACCAGUGAGAAUUGAGGGCACUGGUCAACCACAUUGUAUUUUGGAGAAUAUAUUGCCUUCGGGUGUUGAUUCAUUUGACUUUUUGUUGCAGUCUGCUCCGCUAUUUAUUGUUCCUUCAAACUUCACAAGAUUUGAUAAGCCAAUCAACUAUAAUUACACUGAUAAGAGAUUCCCAGGAAAGGAAAAGGAUGUUAGUCGGGACGAUGUCCAUCAUAGAGUGAGAAUAGAGCGUGGAACACCAAUAACACGGUAUACAUUUAAUCUAGUUGAUGAAUUAGCUGCGGAACCACAUACUUACUACAUAAAACAAUUGGAAUCUAAGAAAAUUAUGUACCCACCAUUGGAACAGGAAUUUGCCUCAAUCAAAAAGUUAUUUGAGGAAAGACCAAUCUGGUCACUGAAUCUUAUUAAAUUUCACACUAAAAUGAGACUGUCUUCCCUCAAAGUUAUAAUGCCUUGCGUGGCAAUUUAUAUGAAAGAUGGGCCCUGGAGAAUGUUAUGGGUUAGAUAUGGCUAUGAUCCUAGAAAGGAGCCUGGCGCAAGAAUUUAUCAAACUUUGGAUUUCCGAUUAAGACAUACAGCGGGCGUGCACUCGAUGGUGAUGACCCGCGACAAGGUGGUACAUUACAAGAAGACGGUGCGCGUGCGCCAGAUGCGUUUGGACCGCGAGGACUCGCAGCCGCCCGACGACAUCUGCGAGGGCGCGGUGCGGUUCCGGCCCGGCAUGGCGCCCUCCCAACGCCAGAUAUUCUACCAGUAUUGCGACGUGCAUCUUCCCGAAGUGGAGGAAAUACUGGCGGCGGAACCGCCGGCGGGGUACCUGUGCCACGAGAAGCGCGGUUGGUUGCCACCGAACACCGACCAGGUCUGCCGCGAUCACAUCUUCCGCUAUGUCAAGCAGACGCUGCUCGCCACUCACAGUGCGGACCUCAAGCUGGAGCAAGGGAGCCUGGGAAGCAGCGACGAAAACUCUAAUUCCGACGAUGAUGAAACGAACACGCCAGCCAAUGACACUUAUGAUACGGCUUUCAACGAA